Molecule: messenger RNA, 1305 nt
Organism: Penicillium subrubescens
Lineage: Eukaryota; Fungi; Ascomycota; Eurotiomycetes; Eurotiales; Aspergillaceae
Product: UDP-galactose transporter HUT1
Exons: 2
Coding region: 1-1305 (434 amino acids)
Biological process (GO): UDP-galactose transmembrane transport
Cellular component (GO): Golgi membrane; endoplasmic reticulum membrane
Molecular function (GO): UDP-galactose transmembrane transporter activity; UDP-glucose transmembrane transporter activity
Source: RefSeq, a predicted model, not a curated record
AUGGGCCGGCAAAAGCAAACCACGCCGCUACAGCGCAAUCCCUCGUCCCAGUUGAUGCAUACUGUUCCCGACGAGUCGGAACCAUCGCAGAAGCAGGCAAAUGGAGAUGCCAUUGUGCAUUCAAGCGCUAACGGCAAAGCCUCUGCCCAGGUGGCCGCCGCGCCGGAACCAGAGGCCGAUAGCCCUGGCUUGAUGCAGCUGCUCAUCUGCGUCCUCGGUAUAUACGCAGCCUUCCUCUCAUGGGGUGUCCUCCAAGAAGCCAUCACCACCACAAGCUACCCCGUGCGCGCGCCAACCGCCGCCGAACCAGAACCGCCAACAGAGCGCUUCACAUACUCGCUCGUCCUGAAUACUAUCCAGUCCACCUUCGCCGCGAUCACGGGCUUCCUAUACCUCUUCUUCUCCACACCAAAGGGCCAAAGUGUCCCAUCCAUCUUCCCCACGCGCCGCAUCCUCUUCCCCCUCCUCCUCGUCAGCAUCUCCUCUUCCCUAGCCUCACCCUUUGGCUACGCCAGUCUCGCACACAUCGACUACCUCACCUUCAUCCUCGCGAAAUCAUGCAAACUCCUCCCCGUCAUGGCCCUCCACCUGACCAUCUUCCGCAAGCGCUACCCGCUAUACAAGUACGGCGUCGUGCUACUCGUCACCCUCGGCGUGGCUACCUUCACCCUCCACCACCCCGGCACGAGCAAGAAGGUCGCCGCCUCAGCGGCGAAGCAAUCCGGUUCGUCGGGGUGGGGUAUAUUCCUCCUCUCGAUUAAUCUGCUUCUAGAUGGAUUGACGAAUACCACGCAAGACCAUGUUUUCACUUCGCCAAAGCUAUAUACAAAAUUCACCGGCCCGCAGAUGAUGGUCGCGCAAAAUGUGCUAUCAACAGCCCUGACAGCUGCGUAUCUCCUGCUCAUGCCGCAUCUGUCGCAGAGCGGGAUCUUGCACAACCUCCUCCCCAUCCCGAUUCCACCAUCCACGGAGACGGAGCUGUACUCUGCCAUCUCAUUCCUUUCGCGUCACCCAGAGGCAUUGAAACAUGUCCUUGGCUUCGGGGCGUGUGGUGCAGUUGGCCAAUUGUUCAUUUUCUAUACGCUGUCGCGGUUUUCGUCGCUGCUUCUUGUGACGGUUACUGUUACCCGUAAGAUGCUUACGAUGUUGCUCAGUGUGUUCUGGUUCGGACACUCGUUGAAGCCGGGACAGUGGCUGGGUAUUGUCCUGGUCUUUGGCGGUAUUGGUGCUGAGGCGGUGGUGCAGAGACAGGAGAAGAAGGCGAAGGAGAAGGCGAAAUUGGAGGCUGCGAAGAAGGUGCAAUAG